AUGAGUUCAUUCAAUAAUCCAUUUUCACAGUCGCAGAACAAUCGCACGAUAGGGGAGUUGGAAGAAAACCAUGUGCGAGAUGGGGGCCGACGUAAAUACUCUAUUUCAGAGGCAUUAGGCAAUUCGGUGAAUAGUCAAGGUGGGACGUUUGAGUUUGGGGGACGAAGUUAUGUUGGAGGAAAUACGGGUGUGACAAAUCGAGCUAGCAUGAAUACGAUGUUUUCACCAGCAGUACAUUCGGGGUUGCUGAUCCAUGAACAGACGGCUAAUUUGGCUAGUAUUGGGGUCACAGAUGAUGCUGGUGCCUCGAAAAGCAGUAUUAAGAAUUCAUACGCUGGUAACCAGGUCAGCGAAGAGAUAAGCUCAGAGACCGACGGAGAUUACAUGAGUUCAUCUCCACCAAUUCCAAUAUUGGGAUCGAUUCCAGGAGCCACCAGACAGUUUCUGGGAAGAAUAUAUAGUGAGCCAGAGGCCGCAACGGACGUCGAACCGUUGUUGAUCAAUACGUCGAAGAAAUUAUACACCGAUGAGUAUUCGACAAGUUCCAACAAUGUGGAACCCAAUGAGUUGGAAAUAGGCGAGUUGGGUUAUAAGCCCAUUGGGGAACAGAAAUUGACUCAGGAACCAAGUAAGAUUCAUAGAUUGCUCGUCCAACCACUCAACUACAUUCCUGCGGUGUUUCUCGGUACGCUUUUAAAUAUAUUGGACGGUUUAUCUUAUGGUAUGAUCAUGUUUCCCAUAAGUGAGUCGAUAUUCUCGUCAUUGGCCCCGGCAGGGUUGUCCAUGUUCUAUGUUUCAUGCAUUGUGUCUCAGUUGGUAUUUUCUUUGGGUGGCUCUGCGUUUAGAGCAGGUAUUGGGUCAGAAAUGAUCGAAGUUACACCAUUUUUCCACGUUAUGGCAUUGUCUAUCUUAGAAGAGAUUGGUUCGCCAGAUGUAAAUAAAGAUGCCAUCAUAUCUACAACUAUAGUGACUUAUGCAAUCCUGUCCAUUCUUACAGGAUUAGUCUUCUUCUUAUUAGGUAAAUUGAAAUUGGGUUCUCUAGUGGGAUUCUUUCCCAGGCAUAUUCUAGUGGGUUGUAUUGGUGGGGUUGGUUACUUCUUAGUUGUUACUGGUAUUGAAGUCUCGUCUAGGUUGGAAGGUGGCAUUUACUACAACGCGCCUACAUUCUUCUACUUGUUCAACGACUAUAUUACUCUAUUGGAAUGGGUUGUUCCUUUGGUUUUAGCUUUGAUUCUAGUUGUUAUCCAAACUAGGUUCCAUAAUAGUUUGUUGGUCCCAUUAUUCUUUAUUGGAGUCUUCAUUAUAUUUCAUCUUGUGGUGUUCUUUAUUCCUGGAUGGAGUUUAGAGUCUGCUAGAGAAUAUGGUUGGAUUUUCCCCGAGGUUGAGGCAAAUGAACCUUGGUACAGCUUCUAUGAUCUAUACAAGUUCAGAUUAGUAGAUUGGUGGUGUAUAGUCAAGCAACUCCCUACGAUGUUAGCAUUAACAUUCUUCGGAAUAUUGCAUAUUCCAAUCAACGUUCCAGCAUUAGCUGCUACUGUAAAAAUGGACCAGAUUGACGUUGACCGAGAAUUGGUUGCCCACGGAUACUCAAAUGUGUUAUCUGGGUUAUUGGGAUCAAUUCAAAACUAUUUGGUUUACACCAAUUCCGUUUUAUUUAUAAGAGCAGGUGCAGACGCCAGAUUAGCGGGUAUUUUACUUGCGAUUGCUACUGGUGCAGUUAUGGUUGUGGGUCCUGUGUUAAUUGGAUAUAUUCCUGUUUGUGUUGUUGGUGCUUUGAUCUAUUUAUUGGGUUAUGAAUUAUUAAAGGAAGCAUUAUAUGACACAUGGGGUAAGUUGAGGAGACUCGAAUAUUCCACCAUAUUUAUUAUUGUUGUUGUAAUGGGUGCAUGGGAUUUUGUAUACGGUGUUCUUGUGGGAAUUUUAUUAGCUUGUUUAUUAUUUGUCAUCGAGGCAGCAAGAAGACCUGUGGUCAAAGGAAUAUAUACUGGUGUAGUAGCCAGAUCUACUGUCCUUAGGCACCCCAAACAACAAGAGUUCUUAAAAGAUGUUGGAGAUCAAAUUUGUGUUCUCAAAUUGCAGGGGACUGUAUUUUUUGGAUCUAUUGGGGGAGUUGAGGAUGUGAUUCGGUUAAGACUUGAAAACGACAAAUUCAAGGUAAAUCCAAUCAAGUUCCUCGUAUUAGAUAUGAAAGGGGUUGCAUCUGUUGACUUCUCUGCCGCUGAAGGGUUCAGAAGGAUGUUAAACUUGUCGAAUGAAUUUGGUGUUCAAUUGAUUAUUUCAUCUGUGACAGAUGAGGAUAAUAUAGUCAAGGCCUUGAGAGAUGCUGGAUUGUGGGAUACUGAUAAUGAUCUUGAUAUUCAGCUUUUCAGCACCUUGAAUUAUGCAUUGGAAUGGUGUGAAAAUUGCUUUUUGUCCACAUACAAAUUGAUUAGGAAGAAACAAAAGGUCACACCAAUGAUCCAAGCAAUUGGCACGCAUUUUAAUUCAAUUGCGUCCAUGGGAUCACCGGAUGCAGAUAAGGUAUUACCGAAUCACUCAAUGGAUAUCAAGUAUGCUACUCCUCGUACCACCCAGGUAUAUAAGGCAGCAGAAAGAACCGUAAACUACGAACAAGGUAUUCAUAAUCGCUUAUAUGCUGCCAAUGAUUCAUUAAGGAAGAAACCGUUGCCAUUAAUUAUGAUCACAUUUUCUGGGUUGUCAGACAAGAACGAAAAAUUUUGGUCGAAAUUGACGCCCUAUUUCAUCAAAGAGCAGAUCCCCGAAGAUUACACCUUUUACGAUACGUCCAAAGACCGUCCUGCAUUUUUUAUUGUGGAAUCUGGAUUAAUAAGGUCUGUUUGUAAGUUUGAAACCGAUGGCCGUGAAUUACGUUCCAGUAUUUUACCAAUGACUGCAUUUGGUGAUUUAUACGACAAAGGUUCCAAUUACAGAGAUAUGGUUUACACUACAGUCAAUGAUACGUUAACCUGGAAACUUUCUGAGGCCAAACUAAACGAGUUUUUGAAGACCCCGGAUGGGUACACAGUAUACAACGAAUUAUUAAAGAUUCAGGCGAAAUUAAUCAGAGAAAGGUUUGAUACUAUGACAGCAAAUCUUGUCAUCUCAGCAUAA
Molecule: messenger RNA, 3111 nt
Organism: Debaryomyces hansenii CBS767
Lineage: Eukaryota; Fungi; Ascomycota; Pichiomycetes; Serinales; Debaryomycetaceae
Exons: 1
Coding region: 1-3111 (1036 amino acids)
Cellular component (GO): membrane
Source: RefSeq, a predicted model, not a curated record